AUGAUUGCAGAAAUUGAAUCCACAGAUCAGAAUGUUACUCAAAAUCCUAAUCCAAAUGCAAGUUCUUCUGAAGCUGGUGCAGGACCUCAAGAUCCUACAUCACCAAGUAGUCCUUACUACAUUAGCAGCAGUGAUGGUAGUGGUGCCCAGGGCCGGUCCUGGGCUGAGGCAUUUGAGGCCUCAGCCUCAGAUUUUUACGUAAAUUUUUACGUUGAUUUCGUCCGGGGGCCCAAUUUACGAACCUCGCCUCGGGCUUCCAUUAUCACAGGACCGGCCCUGGUGGUGCCAUACUACCAACUUGAUGCAAGCAACUAUUAUCCUUGGGCUAAGUCUAUGAAGAGAGCACUUACGAUAGAAAACAAGUUGGAUUUCAUUGAUGGAAGUAUUUGUGAGCCAACUGAUCCAAAUGAUUCCCUGAUUGAACAUUGGCUACGAUGCAAUGACAUUGUAAUCACUUGGCUUCAAAACACUAUGUCAUUAGACAUUAAGUGCAGCACCGUAUAUGUAGAGACAACUCACCAGUUGUGGGUAGAACUGGAGCAAUGCUUUGCACAGCAAAAUGCUCCAAGAAUAUAUGAAAUCAAGCAAGAUAUAAUGACCUUGCUCCAAAAUCAGGAUACGGCUCUCAAGGCCCAAAUCCUGUUGAUUAAACCUUUCCCAAGCCUAAAUGAAGUAUAUGCAAUAGUGCAACAAGAGGAAAAGCGGAGGCAUAUUUCAUCUGAUAAUGCUGUGACAGAUUCAAUGGCACUUCUGGCGAAAGGAGGUUUUAGAGAUGGAGGGAAGAGUUCAUCAGGACAAAAGAGGGACAAAUAUUAUUGUACUCAUUGUAAAAUGGCUGGUCAUUCACUUGAAAGAUGUUUCAAAUUCAAUCCAAACAAGCCAACCUGUGCGUACUGCCAAAUGCCGGGCCAUUCCGUGGAUAAAUGUUACAAGUUGCAUGGCUAUCCACUAGGACAUAAAUAA
Olea europaea var. sylvestris is the source of this 963-nucleotide messenger RNA. RefSeq lists its product as uncharacterized. Bases 1 to 963 code for a protein of 320 amino acids. The record is from RefSeq and is a predicted model, not a curated record. The transcript is spliced from 3 exons. Lineage: Eukaryota; Viridiplantae; Streptophyta; Magnoliopsida; Lamiales; Oleaceae. Gene Ontology annotation, molecular function: zinc ion binding; nucleic acid binding.